Gasterosteus aculeatus aculeatus (three-spined stickleback) is the source of this 624-nucleotide messenger RNA. The record is from RefSeq and is a predicted model, not a curated record. Lineage: Eukaryota; Metazoa; Chordata; Actinopteri; Perciformes; Gasterosteidae.
AUGAGAGAAGAGAAGGCCUCACUUAAGAUUUACCCCUAUGUCUAUGUUGUCCUAUUCCCCCUCCACAGCCAGAGGUACUGUAUGUGUAAUCCUGAUGUGGUGCAGCAGUUUCACAACCCAGACACCAUCUUUAUCCUGGCCUUUGCCGUGGUCCUCCUCAACACCGACAUGUAUUCACCAAACAUCAAACCUCAGCGCAAAAUGGGCCUCGAUGACUUCAUACGCAACCUCAGAGGUGUGGAUGACGGAGCUGACAUCCCCAGGGAGAUGGUCGCUGGCAUUUAUGAGAGGAUCCAACAAAGGGAGCUCCGCUCCAACGAAGACCAUGUCACCUACGUGAGCCGCGUGGAGCAGUCCAUCAUGGGCCUCAAAACUAUCCUCGCCGUGCCUCACAGGCGUCUGGUGUGCUGCUGUCGUCUGUUUGAGGUACCUGACGCCAACAGGCCUCAUAAACAGAAACUGUUCCAGCUGCAGAGAGAGGUCUUCCUCUUCAAUGACCUGCUGCUGAUCCUAAAGCUGUGCCCCAAGAAGAAAGCUCGGCCUCAUACACCUUCUGUAAAGCUAGGUCUUUGGGAAUGCAGUUUCACCUCUUCAGCAACGAAUCAACUUGAGAUGCCAGACUAA